Camellia sinensis is the source of this 1434-nucleotide messenger RNA. NCBI's taxonomy places the organism in Eukaryota, Viridiplantae, Streptophyta, Magnoliopsida, Ericales, Theaceae. The record is from RefSeq and is a predicted model, not a curated record.
AUGGUUGUUGAAGCUGGGGGUUAUGAGUCAUUAACAUUUGAUGAGCGAGAUGCACGAAAUUACAUUGACAAAGCUAGAAAAUUAAGGCUUGGAGAAGGAGAUUCCGAUGCACUUCAAAAAUAUUUUUUGAGGAUGCAUGCACAAAAUUCGAGUUUCUAUUAUAUGUUUGAUGUUGAUACUGACUUUCGCAUAAGAAACUUGUUUUGGGCGGACGCAAUGAGUCGGGCGGCUUACAAAGAAUUUGGAGAUGUUGUUUCAUUUGACACAACUUACCUCACUAAUAAAUAUGAUAUGCCAUUUGCUCCGUUUGUAGGAGUUAACCACCAUGGACAGUCGAUUUUGCUUGGUUGUGGGCUGUUAUCUAGUGAAGACACUGAUACAUUUGUUUGGCUGUUCAAAUCAUGGUUAAAUUGCAUGUCAGAUCAUCCCCCAAAAGCUAUAAUAACUGAUCAGUGCAAAGCUAUGCAAAAUGCGAUAGAAAUUGUCUUCCCCAAUAUUCGACAUCGAUGGUGUUUAUGGCAUAUCAUGAAGAAAAUUCCGGAGAAAUUGAAAGGGUAUUCCCAAUAUAAAUCCAUGAAGAUGGAUUUGCAAAAUGCAGUGUAUGACACAUUCACAAAAGAUGAAUUCGAGAUGAAAUGGAAAGAGAUGAUUGCAAAAUUCAAUCUUUAUGAGAAUCAAUGGUUGGGGGUGUUAUAUGAUGAGCGACAACGAUGGGUUCCUGUAGAGAAAGAGAAGAAAGCUGACUUCAAGUCUCGGCACAAAGUCUUUGAUUGCCUAACUGUGUAUGGCUUUGAGAAGCAAUUUCAAGAUGGCUACACCAAUGCAAAAUUCAAAGAAGUUCAAGCAGAGAUGAAGAGCCUAGUUUAUUGUCAGCCGUUUAUGGUAAAAGAAGAGGGUUCAAUUUGUACAUAUUUUGUAAAGGAAGCUAUGGUACUUUUUGGGAAGAUGAAGCAUGUGGACUUUGUUGUCUAUUAUAAUUCGACCGAAUUUGAUGUGCAAUAUUUGGAUAGAGGGUACACAUGCAUAAAAACCAUAUACGCUGGCUUUGGGGAUGAUUUCAAUGCAAAGGUGUAUGAGAAGAUGAAUAGAAAAUUGGUUGGCAUUGUACAAUUUGCUGGGAACUGUGAAGGGAAAAUAAAACUUAUCGACCGUGGGUUGGAUGAAAUCAAGGCAAAAGUGAUGAAAGAUGAUGAAGGUGGUGGGAGUAAUGUAGCACCUUCGACUAGUAAUGUACCACCUAUUACUAGUAAUGUACCAUCUUCCCCAAUUGGCAGCAUUAAUAGACACACAAUCAGUCAUACCAAGUUGCUUAGUCCUUUGGUUGCUCGGCGAAAAGGUCGUCCAGUUACUAAAAGAAAGGUUGCCAAAGUAGAUCAAAUAGUGAAUCAGUUGAAGGCAAGCAAAAGAAAACAUAACAAAUCAAAGUGUACGUAG